AUGAUUAGCAUUAAUUUUGCAAUAGCCGCUUUUGUAUUGGGAAUAUUUUACUUUGUAGUUCUACUACCACUGGUUCCAUUAAUAAAGAUAAAAAUAUAAUUAGGAGAAAAGGCUGUUCUUAUGUAUUAUCCACUAGCAGGAUUGUAUAAGAUCUUCAUGGAUUCAAUUAAAAAAGAGAAAGAUGUAAUAAAGACCAUAAAUAAUGUGUUAAGAAAGAAUCCAAAUGUUGUUGUAAUAUUAUCAAAUUUUAUUCAUAAACCUUUAUUGAUUUGGACAGGAAAAGAGUAUAUAAAAGAUAUGUAUUUGGAUCAUGCAAGUUAUGUUAAGUUAGAUCCUUUUAUGAUUGAAUCAAUGGUAUAAAAGGGAUUGGUUUUUAGUGAGGGAGAUUUUUGGAAAAGAUAAAGGAAAUUUUUAGGUAGUACAUUUACUUUUGAGAAACUUACUUCUCGUUUACCUAUGAUAAAUUAGGUUAUAGAUAAAAUAGCAAAGGAUGAUCCUAAGAAUAAUUUAAAUGAGUUUACAUCAAGAAUUACAGGAGAAGUAGUUAUUUAAAGCUUUUUCGGUGAUUUAGCUAAAGGAUUUUAGAUAGAAGAAAAAGAUGCUUAGGUUGCAAUAGUUGAAAUUCUUAGUGAAAUAACCUUAUUACCAAUUAAUAAUCCAUUCAUUUAAUUAAAAUAAAUGAUAUUUGAGUAUAAGUCUUGGUAGAUAUUUCCAACUUAGAAGGAAAAGAAUCUUCUAAGAAGAAUAUAAAAUUUUAAAUAAGUUAUUAGAACUAUGAUAGAAAAAAGAAUAGAAUAACUAAAAAAUUAAAAUUUAGAAAAUCAAGAUUAAAUGGUAUUCUUAGAUUUAUAUGUAAGUGAAUAUUUAAAAUAAUAAUCAUAACCAGAUAGAAAAUAAGAAAUAAAUAUUGAAGAAAUAAUUCAUUAAUUUUUAACACUAUUCUUUGCAGGUACUGAUACAACAGCAACAACAUCUGGAACAUGUUUAUAUUAUUUGGCAGAAUAUCCAGAAAUGUAAAAUGAGAUUUUAUAAGAAGUUAAUGAGAUAGUAGGUGAAAAUAAUGAUAUUAAAGAAGAACAUUUAAACAAGUUAGUUAGAAUAAAUGCUUUAAUUUAAGAGGUUUUAAGAUAUAGAAAUCCAGCUUUCUGUCCAAUUAUUAGAACUGUUAGAUAAGAUAAAUAAUUAUUAGAUGUUAAAAUGAAAAAGGGAUGGUUAACAUUUUAAUAUCAUAUAGGACCAGGAUUACUUGAUUAACAUUUUGAUAAUGCUUCUUAAUUUGAUUAUAAGAGGUGGUUGAAUAAAGGAAAUAUAAUAAAAAAUGAUAAUGGUUUUGUACAUAUUCCAUUUGCAGCUGGUCCUAGAAAUUGUAUUGGAUAACAUAUGGCAAUUAUGGAGAUUAAGAUAAUAAUAGCAAAAUUAGUUAGAUAAUUUAAGAUUAAAUUGAAUCCAGAUAUUAAAGAAAUUAUUUUUGGAAUAAAAUUCUUGUAUUGUGUUGAACCAGAUAAUUGUUUAUUAUUUGAGGAAAGGAAGUGAUAG
Messenger RNA from Paramecium sonneborni, 1536 nucleotides. NCBI's taxonomy places the organism in Eukaryota, Ciliophora, Oligohymenophorea, Peniculida, Parameciidae. The record is from the annotation of a GenBank genome assembly.